AUGGCCUCGAAAAAAGCUGUUACUGCGUUGCGCCCAGUGGUCACUGGCCUUGCGCCGCGGAUUUGGAGACCAGAAUGUUCACGGGUCGCGAAUUACUCCACAAGAACACGCGCGACUCCAGCCCCACGUCCCCGCGAGCUCACACGACUAUCGCAGCAACAGGCCCGGUAUGCUUCCUCCGAAACUGCAAAUGAGCCACUGGGAAAGACUGGCUUGUAUGAGCUUCACAGCAAGUAUGGCGCAAAGUUUGUGCCCUUUGGUGGAUAUGCUAUGCCAGUCCAGUACAGCGAUAUGAGCAUUAUCGACUCUCACAACUGGACACGAGAAAAGGCCAGCCUGUUCGACGUUGGGCACAUGGUCCAGCACCACUUUUCUGGGCCUGGUGCCGAAGCCUUCCUCGAAAGUAUCACACCGUCCUCGCUGUCUUCAUUGCCCGAACGCCAGUCUACGCUAUCUACGCUGCUACAUUCUACAGGCGGUAUUGUCGAUGAUACCGUCGUCACACGUCUGGCUGAUCGAUUCUACGUCGUCACCAAUGCUGGCUGCAGGGAAAAGGAUACAGCCUACUUCAAGGCGCAAUUGGAAGCUUGGAAGGAUGCACACCCCGACCAACCAGUAGAGUGGAACAUACUUGAUGGACAGGGUCUUAUCGCUCUCCAGGGUCCGUUGUCCGCUGAGAUACUCUCCCGUGUACUAGACGACAAGUCCAAGAAGGAUCUCGAAACGCUGUACUUUGGCCAAUGCGCCAACGCCGUCAUCAAAGGUACCGAUGCCGAAGUGCUCGUAAGCCGGGGCGGAUACACAGGUGAGGACGGUUUCGAGAUUAGUAUUCCUGCAUACGCCACCGAAGCGGUCACCCAGUUCUUGCUCGACUCUGCCAAAGAUGAGCUGCGGUUUGCAGGCCUUGGAGCGCGUGAUACCCUAAGACUGGAGGCGGGCAUGUGCUUGUACGGCCACGACCUCGAUGACACGACCACGCCAGUCGAGGCCGGACUAUCCUGGAUCAUCGGCAAGGAUCGCCGUGCAAAAGGCGGCUUCCAUGGUGACUCCAUCAUCCUGCAGCAACUGAAGAAGAAGUCGGAAGGCGGCGGUGUGUCACGGCGCCGCGUUGGUCUCAUCAUAGAGGGAUCGCCUGCUAGAGAGGGUGCUGAGAUUGUUGAUGAGGCUGGCGAGAAGAUUGGCACUAUUACCUCUGGCUGCCCUUCGCCUACAAUGAAGAAGAAUAUCUCCAUGGGCUACAUCAAGGAUGGUAUGCAUAAAGCGGGUACUGAAGUUGAAGUUGUCGUUCGUGGUAGGAAGAGGAAGGCUGUCGUGACCAAGAUGCCUUUCAUUCCUAGUAAAUACUUCAAGCAGCCAGCGAACAUCAAGGCAUAG
Messenger RNA from Alternaria atra, 1374 nucleotides. RefSeq lists its product as uncharacterized. The record is from RefSeq and is a predicted model, not a curated record. The coding region runs from base 1 to 1374 and encodes 457 amino acids. Gene Ontology annotation, biological process: glycine catabolic process. Gene Ontology annotation, molecular function: protein binding; aminomethyltransferase activity. The transcript has 2 exons. Gene Ontology annotation, cellular component: mitochondrion. NCBI's taxonomy places the organism in Eukaryota, Fungi, Ascomycota, Dothideomycetes, Pleosporales, Pleosporaceae.